Ambispora leptoticha is the source of this 534-nucleotide messenger RNA. Lineage: Eukaryota; Fungi; Glomeromycota; Glomeromycetes; Archaeosporales; Ambisporaceae. The record is from the annotation of a GenBank genome assembly.
AUGUCACAAGCGCAAGCUUUAAUAUUUGGUCAAAUAAAGCACGCUAACAAGACUUUGGCCGAACUCAAAGAUAGACAUAUCAUCUUUGAAUAUAACGGAACAAAACAAGAAUUCAUCUCUUCAACACCCAAAUUCUAUGACAACAUCUCCGCAAUCCUGUAUUAUGCCACCGAAGCGGAUAGAUCAAUCAACAAAAUCGAUAAAGAAAUACUCUCAGUUCUUCCGACAAGUGUCAUAUUAAUUCUGGUGAUUGGCGACGCGAGGGAAUCUGUCGAUAUCGAGACUGCCACAGAAUUAGGCAUAGCGGUUUCGGAUACUAAUAGCACUUUAACGGGGAGCUUAAGUCAAGAGGAAAUAGAGAAAAAAGCUCUAGAAAUUUUAGAUGACACGUUACUCACCAAUACACCUGCAAAUCCAAUAAACGAUAUUGAAGUAGUGGAGAAGAAUGCGAUGGAACGAGUCAAGGGUUUGAUAAAUUCAUUGGGAACUUUUGACGAGUUCGAUGUUACAAAUGGUGUACAAUUUUUUAACUAG